Neoarthrinium moseri is the source of this 1632-nucleotide messenger RNA. RefSeq lists its product as uncharacterized. The record is from RefSeq and is a predicted model, not a curated record. Gene Ontology annotation, molecular function: heme binding; oxidoreductase activity, acting on paired donors, with incorporation or reduction of molecular oxygen; monooxygenase activity. Bases 1 to 1632 code for a protein of 543 amino acids. NCBI's taxonomy places the organism in Eukaryota, Fungi, Ascomycota, Sordariomycetes, Amphisphaeriales, Apiosporaceae. The transcript is spliced from 3 exons.
AUGGCUGAAUCCUCCUCGGCCACCGUGGCCUUCCUCGCCACGGUGCUGCCCUUCAUCAGAUCCCACCUGAUAUCUAUAUGUCUCUCCCUGCUCGUCUUCCGCGCCUUCUAUAAGCGGUACGCCUCGCCGCUGCGGUCCUACCCGGGGCCGUUCCUGGCCUCGUUCUCGCGCCUGUGGAAGGUGAUCUCGACGGCGCGGGGCCGCACGCAGCUGGAGCACAUCGCGCUGCACCAGCGGUACGGGCCGGUGGUGCGGAUCGCGCCCAACGAGGUGUCGAUCGCCUCGCCGGCCGCGGCGCGGACGGUGCUGUCGGCGGGCAAGCGCUUCUACAAGACGGACUUCUACGACGUCUUCCCGCCGCCCGAGAACCCGGACAUCUUCACCGAGACCCGCGAGGACGUCCACGCCGCCAAGAAGAAGGUCGCCAACGUGCCCUACUCCAUGGCCGCCAUGCGCCAGCUGAGCCCCUUCAUCGACGAGACCGUCGACCUGCUGGCGCGCCGCCUGGGCGAGUUCUGCACGGACGCCGGGGAGGCGACGCCCGACGAGAAGACGAUGAACACGACGUCGGCGCAGCAGCCGGGCCAGGCGAGGAGCGGCAAGGUCGACCUGGGCGACUGGCUGCACUACUUCGCCUUCGACGUGCUGGGCGAGGUGGCCUUCAGCCGGGCGUUCGGGUUCCUGGCGGCGGGCCGCGACGUCGAGGGCGCCAUCGCCACCAUCGACGCGAGCCAGACGUACAACGGCAUCGUGGGCCAGGUGCCCGAGCUCGACCACCUACUGCGCCGCAACCCGCUGUGGAAGCUGGUGCCGGCCCUGAACCCCAGCAACGCCCUCAUCACGCGCAUCGCCUUCGAGGAGAUGGACAAGCGUCGCCCCUUUGUCGAGGAGAAGUUCCAGGACGGCGCCGGCUCGCGCGACGGCCGCCAGGACCUCCUCGGCAGCUUGAUCCGCGGCCACCUCAAGGAGGGCAGCGGGUUCUCCGAGGGCGACGUGUUUGCGGUUGCGCAUGGAGCCAUCUUCGCCGGCUCUGACUCCACGGCUUCCACCAUGCAGUCCUUCUUCCACCACGUGCUCUCGGUGCCGCGGAUCCACGCGGCGCUCCGGGACGAGGUGGCGGGCGCCGUGGCCGCGGGCGAGAUCCCGGCGUCGGGCAACGUCGAGUGGACGCAGGCGCAGGGCCUGGCCUACUUCCAGGCGUGCCUCAAGGAGGCGAUGCGGGUGCGGCCGGCGGUCGGGGUCAACAUCACGCGGCUGGUGCCGCCCGAGGGCGUCGAGCUCGACGGCCGCUUCUUCCGCGGCGGCACCCGCAUCGCCGUCAACGGCUGGGUGCUGCACCGCGACCGCGAGGUCUUCGGCGCCGACGCCGACGCGUUCCGGCCCGAGCGGUGGCUCGAGGACCCCGAGAAGGCCAAGGUCAUGGAGCGCUACAUGUUCCAGUUCGGUGGUGGCAGCCAUGUCUGCAUUGGGCGCAACUUGGCCCUCCUGGAGAUCAACAAGGUGAUCCCACGUCUGCUGAGAGACUUCCAUUUCGAGCUUGUCUAUCCAAACCGGGAACUCAAGGCACACGCCUCGUUCUUUGUGGUGCAGCAGGGGUUGGAGGUGUAUAUUGAGCGGAAGGAGGCUGCGUAA